Molecule: messenger RNA, 1837 nt
Organism: Pezoporus flaviventris
Lineage: Eukaryota; Metazoa; Chordata; Aves; Psittaciformes; Psittacidae
Gene: LRRC34
Product: leucine rich repeat containing 34
Exons: 11
Coding region: 508-1764 (418 amino acids)
Molecular function (GO): protein binding
Source: RefSeq, a predicted model, not a curated record
GAUGUCUGGAUAGAAGAAAUCUCUCACUGGCAUUUAAGGAAUGCUAGGAGAAAAUAGAGGUCAAGAGGUAGCUGACAGUCAUCUCCUACUAAAUACCCUUUUCUCUCCUGCGGUAGCCAUUCUGUGAGGACAUCAUGUUUUCAGAGAUGAAUGGUUUCCAGGUGCCACCAAGAUGAGAAGGAAGAACUGAGCAACCACCAUGGGGGAGACGCAUGCUGGGCUUCCCAGUCCAAUUCAGAUGUUGCACAAGGGUAUUUUCUUCUUUAUUGGCUCCAAGUUCAGUACUUGGGAGUGAGCCCCAGACGCUGUGGGACAGGAGAGUGUGCAAUCCUAGCUUACUCGCUGCUGCGUACAAAGGCAAUAGUGAAGCCACUAGCAGGAUUAAUUUGGUGGAAAGGACCAGCACAGACACCUUUGAAGUAACUGCUAACCCAUGCAACCACGGAAACUUUUGCAAAGCCUCCUUGGAGACUGAGGGCAGACGGCUGAGUAAAUACUCUGGGGGUCAUGUCAGUUUGCCCAGAUCUUCACCAGCACUAUGUGCAGGUCUGCCAAAAUUUGGGCCAACCUGAAAACCCUUUCAUUGCUCAUGUGCUUCAAGAAGCUGAUAAAAAUGAUGAAAUCAUAUGGACAAAAGGGUUCACAUUAAAAAUAGCUGGAAAUAGUCAUCUAGUGCCUGUGCAGAGAGUUACAGAUGACAGUCUUCAAGUUCUUGUCUCUGUCUUACGUACGGCUGCAUUUGUCACAGGUUUGGAUCUUAGGUAUAAUGUAUUGACUGAUGCUGGAGCAAAGACCAUGGCAACAUUCCUCCAGGAAAGCUCCUCUCUGAGGUACCUGAACCUGAUGUUUAAUAAUAUUGGCACAAGUGGAGCAGAACUGAUAGCAAAAGCGCUCCAUGGGAAUAAAACUCUUCUGCAUAUGAGAAUGACUGGGAACAAAAUAGGAGACAAAGGUGGGAUGUUCUUUGCUUCAAUGCUACAAAUUAAUUCAACCUUGGAGAAGUUGGAUCUUGGAGACUGUGAUAUAGGUGUGCAAUGUCUAAUAGCAACAGCAGCAGCCCUGAAUCAGAACAAAUCAGUCAAAGCAAUAAACCUAAAUCGUCCUUUACUGUUCAGCCAAGAGGAAGAGACCACACUUCAUCUAGCUCUGAUGUUGAAAAAUAACUCUUCUCUUGUGGAGCUACACUUGUGCAAGCAUGAAAUGAAAAACUUUGGUGUGGAGAGACUGUGUGAGGCUUUGUAUGAAAACUCCAGCGUGAGAUACCUUAAUCUUGCCUGUAAUAAAAUAACCAGUGACGGUGUAAAAUUUCUGGGAAAACUACUAAAAUGGAACCAGACCCUGCAAAUCCUAGAUCUUAAUGCAAACCAAAUAGAAGAUGAUGGAGCCGUCUACCUGAGUGAGGCCUUGGCUUUGUACAACAGGACUCUUCAGGCGUUGUCAGUAGUAAGCAACAAUAUAAGUGGCAAAGGACUUGUAGCUCUUUCAGAGGCAAUGAAAACAAACACAGAACUUUCCUGUAUUUACAUCUGGGGGAACAAAUUUGAUGAAGCCACCUGUAUGGCACUUUCAGAAUUAAUUCAGAUGGGCCGCCUGAAACUUAACUGCACAGACGUGGAGCCUUAUGAAGUGGAUGGGCACAUUUACCUUGCAGAGCUCUCCCAUGGCCUGCAGAAGCAUUACUACUGGACACCAAGUUAUUGGGCAGUGACAAAAAAGGAUGCUAAUGCCAGUCUGGCAAUUGCAGCUGUUUCAGAAUACUUGUGAGUGAGGUAGCAGCUUGAAGCAUUCGGUAUGCUUGAGCUUUUCCUGUCUGGUUUCUAGAAAACAAGAUUGUAUC